This is a messenger RNA of Frieseomelitta varia, 3987 nucleotides long. RefSeq lists its product as uncharacterized. Gene Ontology annotation, molecular function: chitin binding. The record is from RefSeq and is a predicted model, not a curated record. The transcript is spliced from 3 exons. Gene Ontology annotation, cellular component: extracellular region. The coding region runs from base 95 to 2230 and encodes 711 amino acids. Lineage: Eukaryota; Metazoa; Arthropoda; Insecta; Hymenoptera; Apidae.
CGGUGUGCACGCCGAGAACCAGCCAGUUUCCGCGUGGACUUGGUCGCAACGAGUACGCUCCGAGAUCCUUUCGCGCGCGAGCGUGCAUGUGCGUAUGUGUGUGUGUAUGUGUAUGUGUGUGUCCUCUUUUUCACGCGCGGCCUGCACAACACAACACGAGACGCGACACAACACACGGACAACGGUCGUGUGUCUCGUUGCGUGUCGCGCAACAUCGAGUGCACAAACGCGUCCCCGUGGAAAAAUGCGGUCACCCGGUAUCGUCGUCAGACACGUGAGCUUCGUUCAUAUUCUCCUGUGCGCUCUCGUGCUAUCUACCACGAGCGGUGCAGCAUCCUCCGGCUCGAACUCGACGAAAGUCACAGUGGACGAGGAGAAUGACGAAUCGUUGCCAGAGAUCACGCUGGAGGAAUUCAAAGAGAGGUACAGAAGAUUGAUACCCUACAUGACCUUCUACGUGGCCAGCAACUACGUAAACGCGCAAACGCCGAUUUCGCAAGCCACUGCUGCAAAAGAGGUACAGAGCAGUCCACUGGUGAGAAAAAAUCCGCAACCGUUCACCAGGACGAACACCGUGCCACGAAGAGUGACGAAUCCUCGUGUUAAUGUACAGAAUCAAGAGAAGAAGUUCGUUCCGUCGAUUCAAUACGAUCCGAGGAACGUGGGAGCCGAUAGUAGCUACUUCGCGCCUGUGAGAUAUAGUUCGAAGAUCAAUUACGACGAAUACUCGAUACCGUACCAGCUGUAUCAGGAUCAAAAGCUAACGUAUCCCGAGAUAACGACGGUACCCAGCAGCCAGUCUGCCCAUAAGGAGAAUAGAUUCUAUGCAAACGUGAGACCACCACGACCUUACACGACAAAUGGCAGAGAUCACCAGCCUAGAAAACAACCGGCUAAGCUUAUCCCUGGCAAUCUUCGAGAUGACUAUGCGUUCGAUUAUAAUGUCAGACCAAGUAGCGCACUUAAUUAUCCUGUGAAAGAUUUUCAAGAUCAUCGACAAGUCUUGCUAUCCAACGAUUAUCCGAGCGUGCUGGAACCUGUGCCAGAGACUGCGGAGAAGCAACCGCCUCCAGUUGCUCGACUACCUCAAAAUCCUAACGUGAACUUGCAGCAAAUAGUGGAGAGCUUUCAACUAAGUGAACGUUUGCCAGAAAUGUUGAGAGAGGACAACAUAGACAGCAGUUUAAAGACGCUCGCGGAGAUAUUGAAUAUUCUUCACGGCACGAAAACAGAAGAAUUCCCACAGAUUCAAGCACCACCCUUGACACCACUGCCACCACUACCACCCAGAGUACCCGCGAAACCAACGAGCUACAAAACGAGGCCGAAAACAAGGCCGAAAGUGAUCACCGAGACACGAUUUCAAGCUACGCCAAAUCCACUAUACUUGACCGACGAUCCUGAACGUUACAAAAUAUCGUCGUACGAAUAUAAAACGAAACCUCAGUAUAAACCGCCGCUUCAGUCGAAUUACAACACGAACAGCUUGACCAACAACAACGUGGUGGAAUAUUAUAUCCCGAUGGUGCAAGAGAUACCAACGAAACAGAAAGAACCGUUUCUGCCAACGAUCAAACCGCAAGCUAACGAAGGUCCGAUUGACCAUUCGUACGCGAUCACGGAGAAUCUAAGCGACGAUAUAUUGCAACAGGAGCGAUUCCCCUUGCCACCUGUUACUACGGAAAACCCGAUUUACAGCUAUGAUACGAAACCCAACGAGGCGGCGACCACGAAAGUGCCGUCGUUAAAAUAUGGCGCUACGAGAGGAAAGGCCAAUAUAGACUAUCCGGCCUAUUCUAGCAUACCUCGUACGAAUUUCAGCUGCAAGGAACAACGUUACAAGGGAUUUUUUGGAGAUCCAGACACUGGAUGCCAGGUAUGGCAUUACUGUGACCUUAACGGUGGUAAAUCAUCGUUUUUAUGCCCGAAUGGUACAAUAUUCAGUCAAGUUGCGUUAACGUGCGACUGGUGGUUCAACGUGAAAUGCGAAACAACAACUCAAUUAUACGUUUUAAACGAGAGACUCUACAAGUACAUUCUGCCGAUAAUGCCAAAGUUCCCGGAAGACUUCACUGGGCCAGAAGUAGAUCGGUAUUUAGAACUCAAGUUUAAAGAGAUGGAGGCAAAACUGAAGGAGAAGAAGCUAAAGAAGCAGCAGGAGAAAGGAGAAAAAGAAAGAGAAGGGAAAGCUCAAGAACAAACAACAACAAAAGAGAAACAAAAUGAAUAAUCGAUAUGUGUCUAGGUUGUAGUUAAAUUAUUAUGUAAUAUUGCUGGUUCAAUCUUAGCACGUAUUUAACGUAAGAGGGUCAGUUAAAAAGUUUCACUCGCUUGAAAUUUCUUGUGUAUUAAAGAUAUCCCGAUGAAACUUGGUGGAAAUAAUGUUUAAUAUCUCUAUUCCGAAGUUGUGUCAACGGCUUCGACGUUCCAAUGGUUUUUCAUUUGUCAUCAAUCGUAAAACAUGGCGUGUCCGCUGGAAGUAGCGUCCAAAUUGGAAAUCCGCGCUGUGAUUCGUUUUUUAUGGGCAAACAAGUGUCCCCGUAGUAAAAUUUAUCGUCAAUGACGUUUAUGAUCACAGUAAGAUAUCUCGUCAAGCUAUUGAUACGUUUUAUUCAAGAAUGACGAUUACCAGAAGAGAAGACUGUCAGCUAUGACAACGAAUGUUAAUGUUGAAUGUGUUAAGCACCCGAUUGAGGCAAGUAGGCAAAUAUCUAAAGAAAAAAUUCCUACAAAAAAAGUUUGUGUAUCUCGAUGGAUAUCUCAAUUGUUGACAAACACAAGAACGAUUUCGAGCAGCUUUGGUAUUUUUGCAUUGUUAUGGUACAAUGAAGGGAAUGAAUUUCUGGAGAUAGAAUAGUGAUUGGAAAUGAAAGUUAAAUCACUCUGAAAAGAAACAAAGUUCACAAAAAGUACUGUACACUUUUUUGCUAGAAUGACAAUAGUAUUCUUUGAUAAUCAAGGCAUUAUGAAUUCACACACCUCAAGAGCAUUAUCAUUAACACUUUGAGUGUCACUUCCACUUCUGGAGAAUUCUAUUUACUCACAUAGAAACGAUUUUUAUACUUGUUUAAAAAUAUAUUGAAUUUAAAUAAUAAAGUCUUAAUUUGUAGACAAAUAAAUAUAUAUAUUUUAUUCAUUCAAUAAAAUAUUAUAUUUGCAAACACAAAUUCAAAGUGUCAAUGCAAACACACACAGAUUCACAUAUUGUGAAACUUUGACAAGACUAAGAAAAGUAAUUGAAGAGUGACAACCAAGACAAGUGAAGAAAGGGAUUAUCCUCCAUAUCUACCAUAUCACAUUUGACAUGCUUCCUGAAAAACCCAUUGAAGAAAUUCAAGUAGGAAGUAUGACAACAUAUAGUCAAAAUAGUCCAAAAUUUUCAGUUUGAGACUUCCAUGUUUUUAGACCAAUGAAAACAAAGCAGUAAUAUUAUUUAAACAAAGAAUGACUAUCUUAAGACAGAAUCUUUUUGACAAAGAGAUUAAAAAAAUAGCGCCAUGAAUAUUUUGUAAUAUGAAAUAUAAUUAUGUGAACUAGCUUUUUGAUUGACCCUCACAUAUAUCAUGUUGCCAUUGUUUGUUAUAAAUAGCAAUGUACAAUUAUAGGUUGUGUCUCACUUUUAUCCACAUUGUUGGAUAUAGAGAAAUUUUGUGAAACUCAAAAAUGUGCAAUAUUUUUAUUAUAAGUUUGCGUGUUAUUUGUUUCUAUGUAUUGUGUAUUUAAUAAGGAAAUUUUUGUAUACAAUCUGUACGUUGAAAAAAUCAAAUUAUUGUAAUGUGUUUAAAACAAUUGGAAAUGCCAGAAACCAACACAUAUGGAAUAAUUGAUAAUGUCAGUAAACAUUUCUUUUCCCUCUAGUCAUAUUUGUACUGUGUAAAGAAUAUAUUCUUUACUACUUUAUAGAAAACUUUUGCAUUUACACAUGCAUUUUAGAAAUUAACAAUUAUAUAUUAUAUACACAAUAAUAUACAAGCAUGACAAUAAAUU